GCUCCCUCGCCCUCGCCCUCGCCCCCCCCGGCUCCGCACGCCGUCUCUCCCUCUCGCACACACACAGGCGCGCACGCUUUCUCUCGCUCUCCCUUUACCCGGAGGUGCACUGAUGAUAGCCGUUUAAUGAGGGGGGGGAAGUUAAGAGAUUAAACCAAUAUGAACCAUCGUUGCUCGUAGCGGUGCCCUAUCCAGAGCAGAGCAGAAUCCGGCGAGCACCCCUGCAGGAAUGGAGUCGGUAAAACAAAGGAUUUUGACCCCUGGCAAGGAGGGAUUGAAGAAUUUUGCUGGAAAAUCUCUUGGUCAACUCUACAGAGUCCUUGAGAAGAGGCAGAAGCCCGGGGACACCAUCGAGCUGACGGAAGAUGGAAAGCCCAUGGAAAUGCCCGAGAAGAAAGCUCCUCUGUGCGACUGUACCUGCUUCGGGCUGCCCCGGAGGUACAUCAUUGCCAUCAUGAGCGGACUGGGAUUCUGCAUUUCCUUCGGAAUCCGAUGUAACUUGGGAGUGGCCAUCGUGGAUAUGGUCAAUAACAGCACCAUACACCGAGGAGGAAAAAUUAUUAAAGAGGUGGGAACUCUUCCCUCGUAAAUCCCAUGUCCUCCCAGUACAACUCCCAGGUCAAGCACCUUAGCGCAGGCGAGACGGGCUCUGCUGGUUUCGCGGCUUUUCCCCCCCGCUUCAGCCCGCGAUGCUCCGCGGCCCC
Balearica regulorum gibbericeps (East African grey crowned-crane) is the source of this 704-nucleotide messenger RNA. The record is from RefSeq and is a predicted model, not a curated record. NCBI's taxonomy places the organism in Eukaryota, Metazoa, Chordata, Aves, Gruiformes, Gruidae.